AUGAGCAGUGAGGAAGAUGAGGAAGACGAGGAAGAUGAUGGAGCUAUUUUUGAUGAGUUGGAUUUAGGUACUGAUGCUGGAAUUGAUUGGACGACAAUUCUCCCUACGGUUCUAACACAAAACCCUUCAAGUAUGGAUGUCACUUCUGAUAAUGACAGUUGUGAUUCAGACGUGCUUCGUACUCCACCGGAUAGUGAUGCCGAAGAUGUGAUAAAGGAGUAUCCAACUUUUAAGAAAUGUACAAAAUUUGAAUUAGGGAUGAUGUUCAAGGAUAAAGAUCAAAUCAAAGAUGCCAUCAAGGAGUUCGCAAUGGAGAAAAACAAGAGUCUGGUGAUCAAGAAAAAUGACAAGAGUAGAGUUGUUGUCAAAUGUAUUAAAGGAUGUCCAUUUCAUAUUAGGUUUUGCAAGAGGUCUACCAACCAAUUUUGGCAAGUUGUUAGCUUCGUUGAUCAACAUACUUGUCAUAGGACAGCCAAGAAUAGACAAGCGACAACACAAUGGUUAGCUCACAAAUUUGUUGAUACUUUAAGGCAAACUCCUGAAAUGAAAAGUAAAGGCCUGGUUGCAGAAGGUCUUCAAAGGUGGGCCGUAAAGUUGUCAAGCCAUCAAGCAUAUAGAGCCAAGAGGAAGGCAAUAGAAUUGAUUCAAGGUGCUGAUCGCGAACAGUUUAACCAUCUAAGGAGUUAUGCCGAGGAGUUGUUAAGGUCAAAUCCAAACUCUACUGUUAUCAUUAAGUCUGUAGAUUCAGCUGCAGGUCCUGUAUUUGAAAGAAUAUAUGUAUGCUUAGAAGCAUGUAAGGCAGCGUUUACAACUACGUGUAGAACUUUAAUUGGAUUAGAUGCCUGUUUUCUAAAAGGGGAAUAUGGAGGUCAGUUAAUAGGUGUUGUUGGUAAGGAUGGAAAUAACAAGAUUUAUCCAAUUGCUUAUGCCGUCGUUGAAGCUGAAACGACGGACUCUUGGCAAUGGUUUCUGAAGUUAUUACUUGAUGACUUAAAUUUCGUGCAACAAAUGGAUUAUGGGUUUAUAUCUGAUCAACAUAAGGGUUUGGUACCGGCUAUUCUAGAGACAAGCCAACAUGUUGAACAUCGGCUGUGCGUUAAACACUUGUAUGGCAAUUGGAGGAAGAAAUAUCCUGGGAUAAUAAUGAAGGAAGCGCUAUGGAGGGCAACUCGGGCCACAACAGUACCUAGAUGGCAAAGAUCAAUGAAUCACAUGAAAGAGCUCAAUCCUAAAGCUUGGAAAGACAUGAUGGAUGUGCCUGCAGCAAGUUGGAGUAGGUCUUACUUCAAGACAAACACACAAUGCGAUUUGCAAGUCAACAACAUGUGCGAAGCUUUUAAUCGAGCAAUAUUGGAGUAUAGGGACAAGCCGAUCAUUUCAUUGCUAGAAGGAAUCAAACAUUACAUAACAGUUAGAAUUUCUACUCAAAAGGAGAAAUUAGGUAGAUGCAAAGGUGUAAUCAGUCCUAACAUUCAAAAAGUGUUGGAAAGAAUAAAGAGGGAGACUGAAGGCUGGAUUGCGACAUGGCAUGCAGAUGAUAACUUUGCUAUAUUUGGGGUUUCAAACGGUGUCGAGACAUAUCCUGUUAAUUUGUUGCAAAAGAAGUGUGGUUGUAGGAGAUGGGACUUAACCGGAAUCCCCUGUUGUCAUGCUAUCUCAUGCAUAUGGUUUGCCAAGAAAGAACCCGAAGAAUUUGUUUCACCAUUUUAUAGGAAAUCUACUGUGUUGGCUACCUAUAUCCAUAUCAUUAUGCCAACCAAUGGCCCUCAACUAUGGCCGGUGAAUGUUGCUCACCCAAUCAACCCUCCAUUCAUGAGGAGAUCUAUCGGUCGUCCAAAAAAGAAUCUCAACAAGGCAAACAAUGAACCGAGAACAAGAAAUACGCUGCCUAGAAGUCUACAAAUUGUCAAGUGCAAGAAAUGUGGUAGCUUUGGCCAUAACAAACAAACGUGUAAAGGGAAGAGAGUCGCAGAGAGAGAGAUUCCUAAAGGUGGAAACAAAAAAGCAAAAAAAGGUGUUGACAAGUCUUUGAAAGUGGGUGCACAAACAAUUAUCGAAGGAGGAUCACAAGCUCCACCACCAACACAAGAAUAA
Molecule: messenger RNA, 2094 nt
Organism: Vicia villosa (hairy vetch)
Lineage: Eukaryota; Viridiplantae; Streptophyta; Magnoliopsida; Fabales; Fabaceae
Exons: 3
Coding region: 1-2094 (697 amino acids)
Molecular function (GO): zinc ion binding
Source: RefSeq, a predicted model, not a curated record